Messenger RNA from Syngnathoides biaculeatus (alligator pipefish), 3330 nucleotides. It is a transcript of the gene cep20, whose product is annotated as centrosomal protein 20. Gene Ontology annotation, cellular component: ciliary basal body; centrosome; motile cilium. Gene Ontology annotation, molecular function: protein binding. Bases 50 to 565 code for a protein of 171 amino acids. Gene Ontology annotation, biological process: cilium assembly; microtubule anchoring. Lineage: Eukaryota; Metazoa; Chordata; Actinopteri; Syngnathiformes; Syngnathidae. The transcript is spliced from 4 exons. The record is from RefSeq and is a predicted model, not a curated record.
AAACGUUGGUCCACGUGUAUUCGUAUCACUAGACUGGACCCGUCGCUAGAUGGCAGAAGAUGGCGAGUCCAUUUCCUUUGCAGCUGCACGAAGAAACUCUGCUGCUUUGUUUAUACAUGUGGCAAUGACAACCACCACUGAACUAAAAUGCGCCGUGAGAGAAACCCUGGAGUCCCGCGGAGUGCUGGGCCAACUGAAGGCUCGCAUCCGGGCAGAAGUGUUCGAUGCCCUGGAUGAUCAAGGGGAGAAUCGGCCGCCGUUGUCCCACGAAAAUCUGCUCAUCAACGAGCUCAUCCGGGAGUACUUGGUGUUCAACAAGUACCGACACACGGCAUCGGUUCUGACAGCAGAGUCGGGCCAGCCCCAAGUUCCCCUGGACAGGCAGUUUCUGGCGAGUGAGCUGAGAGUUGCUGAGGAUAUGAGCUCCAAGUCGGUGCCUCUUUUGUAUGGUUUGGUGUCGCACUUCCUGAAUAGCAGCGAUGAUGGAAGGAAGGUGUUCCUAAGGGGCGCGCCUCAUCCCGGAGGCCCCCCUCCUAGCAACGCAGGACACGGAGCUGACGGCUAACAAGUGAAGCAAAGCACAAUGGGGCAAUGGCGCACGCUGGGACUCGUCCAAUCCAUCCUCAUCAUUUUUUAUACAGUUGAAGCCAGAAGUUUACACGUUUCAUUUUUUUCGUCUCACUUUCUGAGGUUUAAACAGACUAAAGUUCUCCUGUUUGAGAUCAAUCAGGACCACUCAAAUUAUCAUUAUUAUUUAUUUUAUUUUGUAAAUGCCACAAUAAUGACAGACAAUUUUAUAUUAUUUUCUUUUAAAGGAAAAAAAUUCCAUACAUUUCCUUAGUAUUGAGUAGCGUUUCCUUUGUACUGCAUGACUAGGGUCAAAUGUUUUGGGUAACCUUCUGACAGUAAUCUGCUGGAAUCGUGGUCCAUUCCUCCUUACAGAACUGAUGUAACUGAGUCAGGUUUCUUGAUUGCCUUGCUCGCACACCCUUUUUCACAUCUGUCUGCAAGUUUUCGAUGGGAUUCAGAUCACAGCUUUAUAGUCACUCCAAGACAUUGACCUUUUUAUCCUCCCGCCACUUCCUAACCAUUUUGACAGUAUGUUUGGUUCUUCCAAGUAUUUCCGAACUUUUUUUUUUAAAUCUGGGAUCCAACAUGGUGCUCAAUGACAAGACAAUUUCAGGCUGAAAAUGGAACAGUUUCUCUUGCCUUUUUCAGACAUCCCACUUAUGUGAUUCCCCCUAGAGUGGACAUAUUUAUUCUUCUAAGUGCAGCGGUUUUCAAAAUUUUUGAGGCAUGCCCCCACCCCCGCCCCUUUUUUUGGGGGGGAGAUCAACUUUUUCCCACUCCCACUAGUUGAAAUGCUCACCGGCAGUGGGGUGGGGGUGCUAAGACAGAAAUUUAUAAAAGCAGAGGCUGGUGAUAGCGUUGAAUAGCCUAUAGUUUAGCAAUAAAUUUAGUCAACUAGCUUAUUCAUUCAAUAAUUUCAGUGAUUAAAGCAAAUCAAGUUUCAGUAAAGCCCCCAAACUUGUGAAUUUGGGGGUAUUUGAAAUGGUGGUGUGUGGACAGACUUCCAUUUAACAUGAGUUUAAAUGUGAUUGGUUACUCCUGAACAUAGCCAUAUCCCACGUAGAAGAGGGAGUGGACCAUUGUGAAAAAUGUAUUUAUUUUAUUUCACUAUGGAAUUAAAUAUGUGCCACCAGAAUUUGACUUUGAAAUGCACAGAAAACAGUAUUUGAAUUUAAAAUUAAAUACUUCAACCAGCUACAAUUCGCUUUCUAAAAUUAACCGUCUUUGCCACCAGGCCGGGUUAUUUCAGGUCAGCGCCGAACACCCAGCCAAUCGAAGUUACGCUUUACCCCUGCCUGGUGGCACAGACGGUGAAUUGUAGCCAGUUGAAUUGUUAACAUUGAAACGUUACACUGAAAUACAACUACUGAAAAUGUCAUCACUUUAUAUUUCAAAUUCAAAUCCUGUUUUCUGUGGCAUUUGAAAUUCAAAUCCUGGUUGCACAUAUUUACUUCCAUAUUUCACUUUUCUAUAAACAGGUAGAAGAGCAAUUGAGACAGCAUCCCUUUUGAAAUGGCAAACACGGUAGAAAGUUUAAUAUCCAAGGCCAAGCGAAUCGCAUACAAGAUUAUUUUCACCUCCCCUCUUGAUUAUGUUUUUGAUUGAAAAUCCAUUUAGAAGGAGAAAUUCUAGCUGACUUUAAUUGUGGAAAAAGAUUGUGCAAGAAGAUGAAUGUUUCUAAUUUUAUAAAUGUUUUUUUCAUCAUUUAUUAUUUUACAACAACAUGAUUUAAUUAAGUGAUAUUGUUCAGAAAUCUUUUUAUUUUUCUGCAUUUUCACUAUGCUAUUUAAAAAAAAAUCUCAAGUUAACUUAGUUCUUGAGAAAUUGCAGCGGUAAUUGUAACAGUUGAUUCUGACUCGGAGUUGUUUUUUCUUACGUAAUUAUGUGGAGGACUGCUUUUUUCUUUUAUUUGAGUAAUGUUCUAAACACAGUCCUGUAAUGUUACUUGAGUACAGGACUGUCCUACCCUCCUGUGGACGGUAAUGCGCUUCUUAUUGAGUACGGCCACACGAUGGCAGUCUUACCCAAGAUAAGAAUAAAGCUGCACUUCCAAACUUUGCAAACGUAUUGCCGUAGCGUUGACGUACCUAAUGAUCAUGAAUUCAGAUUUACAGUAUUCACAGAUUUUAUUUAAGUGAUUGGACGUAUAACAACACGAAUCUGUGGAGAAAAUAUGCCAUCUAGAUUUUUUUUUUUUUUUUACUAUCAAUGGGCGACAGAAGUGAACUGCAUCUAGUCUUUUGACCUCUUGUUUUAUUGCAAAUAAGGGGAGCAUGACAACACUUGAGUAAAAAAACAAACAAAAAAAAAACAUGAUAUGUAAACCUAAAAAGGGUGAAUUUAGCUUGUGAACACUUAGCCACAACGAUCCAGCAAGUUGCAAAUAUGGUUUUGAUGUUUGACUCUCAUCCCUCAGGUUAGGGGUCAUUCGCUUAACAACUUUGAUGUUCUUCAAGAAUGGGAAAAAAUUCCAUUUACAAAGCUUCAACAAUUAGUGUCCUCAGUUCCCAAAUGUUUAUUAAAAGAAAAUGUAACAUGACGUCAUGGUACAAGUGACCCCAUCCCAGCUGUUUUGGAAUGUGUUGCAGCCAUCGAAUUCUAAGUUGAUUAUUUCCUCAAAACAAAAAAGUAUAAGUCUGAACAUUAAAUAUCUUGUGUAUUCAAUUAAUUAUUGGUUGAAUAUGAUUUGCAAAUGAUUGUACAGUAUUCUGUUUAACACAAUGUCCCAACUUCAUUGAAACUGGUUUUGUCUAUCAGCUU